Molecule: messenger RNA, 2145 nt
Organism: Phodopus roborovskii (desert hamster)
Lineage: Eukaryota; Metazoa; Chordata; Mammalia; Rodentia; Cricetidae
Product: leukocyte immunoglobulin-like receptor subfamily A member 5
Exons: 10
Coding region: 114-1502 (462 amino acids)
Biological process (GO): cytokine-mediated signaling pathway
Molecular function (GO): inhibitory MHC class I receptor activity
Source: RefSeq, a predicted model, not a curated record
GCAGAUGCUGACCUUUCAACAAACUGAUGGGAACUGCUCGGCCCCAAAGACCCAAACGUCUUGUCCGUGUUGUCUGUCCUUAAGCACGGUUGGAGCUACUGGGAAGAGAUACCAUGAUCUUCACUUCCACAGCCAUGCUCUGUCUGGGACUGACUGUGGGGCUCAGUUCUCCAGCUCUGGCAGGAGACCCCUACAGCAAACCUAGAUUGUCAGCACUGGACAGCCCUGUUGUGAACUCAGGAGAGUAUGUGACUCUCCAAUGUAUCUCAUGGCAGAGAUAUGAUGGGUUUAUUUUGACCAAGGAAGGAGACCCCAACUUCUCCAGAACCCUGGACUCACAGUAUAUUUUCACUGGGCAUUUGCAAGCCAUGUUUCCUGUGGGUCCUAUGACCCCCAGCAACAGGGGGACAUUCAGAUGUUAUGGCUACUACAAAAGAGAUCCACAGGUGUGGUCCACGCCCAGUGACCCCCUGGAAAUACAUGUAUCAGGGGCAUCUGAGAUGACUUCAACAGAAGUCAAGAUAGCCUCACAACCCCAGAACCAUUCAGUGGACAACCUCAUCCGGAUGGCUAUGGUUGGCUUGGUCAUCCUGGUUUUUGUGAUUCUGCUGAUAAAGGCUUGGCACAGCCAGAGACGGAUCGUAUAUACACCCGGGAGAUGGGCAAAACUGACACAGCAUUCUCUUCUAGGGAUGAGCCUGGUCCCCAUGACUCAUCUACCAGCAGAAAUUAUUGGCAAGCCAACACUUAGAGCUCAGCCAGGCUCCGUGAUGACCAAGGGCAUGCAGUUGACCAUCUCAUGUGAGGGGACCUCAAGUGCCCAGGAAUACUAUCUCUAUAAAGAGGGAAGGCCAGAUCCCUGGCAAAGGCAGAGUCUCAUGAAGCCUGGAAACAUGGCUGAGUUCUUCUUCCCAUCCAUUCAUCAGAACCAUGCAGGGAGAUACUGCUGUUACUAUCAGACCCAUGUUGGCUGGUCAGAGCGCAGUGACUUUCUGGACUUGAUGGUGACAGGAUUUUAUACAAAACCGAGUCUGUCAGCCCUGCCCAACCCAGCGGUGAGAUUAGGAGGCAAUGUGACCCUCCAGUGUGCCUCACAGAUAGGAUAUGAUGGAUUCUCUCUGACUAAAGAAGAGCCACAGAAGUUCUCCUGGACCCUAGACUCACAGUACAUAUACUCUAAUAGCAAUUUCCGGGGUCUGUUCUCCGUGGGUCCUACGAACUCCACUCAGAAGAGGACAUUCAGAUGCUAUGGCUAUUAUCUGAGUAAUCCCCAGGUGUGGUCAGAACCCAGCGAUCCUUUAGAGCUCCUGGUCUCAGGAGCACUUGAGACCACCACCACCCAAUUGGAAAAUAUGUCAGAAGCCACAACAGCCUCACAGUCCCAGGAUCACAUGGUGGAGAACCUCAUCAGGAUGGGCUUAUCAGCUUUGGUCUUCAUAGUUCUUGGGAUUUUGCUGUUUGAGGCUUGCCACAGCUGGGGAAGGACUCUGCAUGCAACCUAGAAGUCAAGAGACAGCUACAUGACCUGCAUCAACUUUGAGGACCUUUAGUGUGUGUGUGUGUUUUGUUGUUUUGUUUUCUCAAGAAUAUUCAAUGUUUAGUAUUUGGAAUCACUUGUGAGAAAAUAUGUAGGAAUCAAAUGUGUUUUGGGGUGCAAGAAAAGACCUAUAGGUUGGUGUGGAGAGAUCUCCCACCAUUCCAUUAAGGCCCUUACCCUCUACCUUGCUGUGGACUUUUAAGAUUUUUCCUUCCUCUUUAUAGUGCAUGAUAUCCAGGAACAUGUUGUUCCAUCAGUGAGGUUUGGGUCCUUAUCUCUGUAACUUCUGAUUUCCUAAGUCUCUUGUCAAACUUUCCUACAUUAUAAAUUGCCACAUUCUGUAUUUUGUAAUAUGAGAUUCUGCUUUUUGUGGAUUUUGUUGUUACUAUGAACAUGGACUUUGACUCAACAACAACAGCGACUAAUGAGCAGAAUUCAGAUUCAACAAUGAAAAAAAUAACAAUAUAAAUGAUGCCCCAUAUUCUGUACUCUUAUACCCUUAGGAAUUCAUCAUACACUUAUUGUAAGGCUUCUCUAAUUUAUAAAAAUGUGCUGCCUAGUGUAUAAAGGAACUAUCUGGGAUGCUGUUGAUACAAUUUUGAAAAUAC